AGAGUGAGCAGAUUAAUGUUUAAUAAUCUGUUAAUAAUCUAAUAGUUUAUUUUAGUCUAGGUAAAGCAGGUUUCCACAUUGUACAAUUAUCAUUUUAGAAACAAGUUGGAACUAUUUAAAUUUCAGAUUCUUUAUUAAUAAAAUAAAGAGGUUUUUUGAGCCGUUCCUGCAUGAGAAUGAGACAGAGAUUGAUCGGUGGCCUUCACACACACACACACACACACACACACACACACUUACUAAACUUCUUAUCAGGUUUCACACAUUAUUGUGUCUAGAUCGCCACUGUAUUUUUCUGUAUGACCUGCUAUCAUUAUAAAGUAAAACACAGCAAAAGGAAAACUCGAGGAAUUUGUCCCAGAAAAAGGCCUGAACUGGGACCGCAGCAGUUUCUCAAGCAUUAUUAGUUGCACAGGAUGGACUGGCGUUCCUGUAUGGAACAACAGUGAUUACUGUGUCAGUAGGCUGCAGGUAGGAGAGAGGAGGGCUCGAGUAAAUCUCCGCUCGGCCAUCUGCUUUGACAGCUCGGUGACAUUGGAUUGAGUGGCAAAUCCACAGCAGCUGCGUCACUGUCCAGCCUGCCUUCCCUCAGACACAAACCUUCCAGAUCCAUCUGAUCUUACACAACAAGAGAGGACAAGUGCCUCAGCACUAUGUGAUGCAUCCCAACAUGCAUGAAAUACAGACUGGAGACUUUAAUCUUUGAAUGCGUCACGUGAUCCGCUCUGGAUGGAGGUGCAGAAGGAGAGCGAUUCAAGGUUAAACCGGGGGAGGAGGAGCAUGAGUGUCACGUGAUGCGCUAUGCCUCUGGGUAUUGGUGGAUGGCUGAUGGAGCAAAAGAUAGACUGAGCACCAUAAGAUAAAACUUCCCCCCCAAUAAAACAAAACAAAAACAAACGAAAAACCCAGAUGUAAAUCAUAACCUUAUAUUACUGGUAGCUACAAAAAUGUCUCGGAAAUCAUGUCUGUGGAAAAUCACCUAAAACUGAAGAUGUGAUUAUCUUAUAAGAAUCAAAGAAGUAAAAACGUCUCCUCAGCUCAAAAGCCUGGUUUUAUACGUGUCUGACGCUAGGAAUCAUCCAGCAGCAUCUCCACCCCCCCACCCCCGUCAUCCCGGUGAGGGAGGAGACAGCAGACCUGUCGCUCAUCCGCUCUCUCUCCACCGGUGCAGCAGCAGCAUCUCUCCCGUCCUCGGUGCGUCUCAGCCCGGCUCGAUGCAGGACAGAUGAACGCUGCGACAUCCCUCUCUCGCUCAUGACUGAGACAUGCUCGCCUUCGCUUUAGUCGCUGGCUCUGUCUGGGUUGUACUAGAGCUCAGCUCCUCACUUAUGGAGAAGAUGCAGUCUCGGGAUCUGCUGCUAGGUGUUCCUGAGCUGGAUGAUUUGGGUCAGUUCCUGCGCUCUCUGCCCACCUCCACGCUGCUGGGUCUGGGUGCUCUGACCGCUGUGCUGGUCUACUGGAUCUCCACCCGGCCGCGGCCCAUCACACCGCCCUGCGACCUCCGGCUCCAGUCACAGGAAGUGCAGAUGGAGGAUGGUGCUCGGAGGUCCCUGAUAAGCGACAGCUCCACGCUGCUCUCGUACUACCACGAGGACGCCAAGACCAUGUACGAGGUGUUUCAGCGAGGUCUGCACAUCACCGGUGACGGACCCUUUUUAGGCUCCAGACUCCCCAAUCAACCCUACAAAUGGCUGUCCUACAGAGAGGUGUCCAGCAGGGCGGAGCACUUGGGCUCUGGUUUACUGUCUCAGGGGUGUCAGCCCAGUCCGGAUCAGUUCAUCGGGGUGUUUGCUCAGAACAGGCCUGAGUGGAUCAUCUCGGAGCUGGCGUGCUACACCUACUCCAUGGUGGUGGUUCCCCUGUACGACACGCUGGGACCCGACGCCAUCCGCUACAUCAUCAACACAGCUGAGAUCUCCACAGUGAUCUGUGAUAAAGCGGAGAAAGCGUCGGUUCUCCUGGAGAACGUCCAGCGAGGAGAGACGCCGGGGCUGAAGAUGAUCAUCCUCAUGGAUGCCUUUGACACUCAGCUGCUGGAAGAAGCUCAGAAGUGCAGCGUUCACAUCCGGGCGCUCAGAGAUGUGGAGGCUCUGGGUCGAGAGCACUACAGGAAACCUGUGCCUCCCGCAGCAGAUGACCUGUCCAUCGUCUGCUUCACCAGUGGAACCACAGGAGACCCGAAGGGAGUGAUGCUGACCCAUGGGAACGUCGUGGCUGACUUCGGGGGCUUCUUGAAAGUGACAGAUAAGGUGAUCUUUCCAAACCAAGAUGACGUUCUCAUUUCCUUCCUGCCUCUUGCUCACAUGUUCGAGAGACUGAUCGAGGCGGUGGUCAUCUGUCACGGCGGGAGGAUUGGCUUCUUCCAAGGAGAUAUCCGUCUGCUUCCGGACGACAUGAAGGCUCUCCGGCCCACCAUAUUCCCAGUGGUGCCUCGACUCCUGAACCGCAUGUAUGACAAGAUCUUCAGUCAGGCCAACACCUCGCUCAAGCGCUGGCUGCUGAACUUCGCGGCUAAGAGGAAAGGGCUGGAGGUGCGCCGCGGCGUGAUCCGCAGUGAUAGCGUAUGGGACAAGAUCUUCUUCCACAAGAUCCAGGCCAGUCUGGGCGGCAGGUUACGGAUGAUCAUCACCGGAGCGGCUCCUGCGUCCCCGAUCGUCCUGGACUUCCUGAGAGCGGCGCUCGGCUGUCAGGUGUACGAGGCGUACGGUCAGACGGAGUGCACCGCUGGAUGCACCUACACCACUCCUGGAGACUGGACGGCCGGUCACGUAGGCGCUCCGCUGCCCUGUAAUCUCAUCAAACUGCUGGAUGUGGCUGAGAAGAACUACUUUGCUGCUAAAGGAGAAGGAGAGAUUUGUGUGAAGGGCCCAAACGUGUUCAAGGGUUAUCUGAAGGAUCCUGUGAGGACGGCUGAGACGCUGGACGCAGACGGAUGGCUUCACACUGGAGACAUUGGCAAAUGGCUGCCGAACGGCACGCUGAAGAUCAUCGACAGGAAGAAGCACAUCUUCAAGUUAGCUCAAGGAGAGUAUAUUUCCCCGGAGAAGAUCGAGAGCAUCUACAUCCGCAGCGAGCCCGUGUCUCAGCUCUAUGUUCACGGGGACAGCCUGCAGUCGUGUCUGGUGGGAGUCAUCGUCCCCGAUCCUGAGGUCUUACCCUCCUGGGCUCAGAAGAAGGGCUUCGUGGGAAGCUAUGACGAGCUGUGUGGAAAUAAAGAAAUUAAGAAAGCCAUUCUGGAGGACAUGGUGUGCUUGGGAAGAGCUAGUGGCCUCCAUUCAUUCGAACAGGUUAAAGACAUCCACAUCCAUAAAGAAAUGUUCUCCGUCCAGAACGGAUUGCUGACCCCCACUUUAAAAGCCAAGAGACCGGAGCUGAAGCAGUACUUCAAGACAGAAAUCGAGCAGCUGUACAGCAACAUCUCCAUGUAGUCGCUGGUCUCCAGCAGAUGAGGACGCUCCAGCAUUCCUUCACUAUUUGUUCUUCUUCAUUGAAAACUAGCUGGCACUAAACGCUCCGAACGAGCCACGGGCGUCAGGGCCGAGCAUGAGCUUUACUCGCUAUAAGAGUAUUUAAACGAGCUGUGAAUGUCAACGGGUGGUGUGCCUUUAGAAACGUGGCAGAGCUGCAACCAAAUCCAGUCGUGCUCCGAAAGCGGAAGCGUCCCAGCUAGCAUGCAUGCUUCAUUCAUCUCCGGUGGGCCGAGGAGGGCAAAGGUCACCCGUUUCCAUUCAUCUUUCCUUUACAGGUCUGAAGGGAAAUCCAGCACAUUUCGGGCUGUAAGCCAUGCAUGCUGUUUGACAUUCCCAGCCUCAUACAGAGCUCAUGCACAACAAUCACAUACGAUGCUUGUCUAGAUAGUGAAGCUCUACCUGUGUCUCACUUCAUCAACGUGAGCACGUCACACAACCUUGGCCCGAGUCGAUGGAUCGACCAGCUUCUCAGUUCCUUUCCAUCCCAAAGUUUUCAAUAGUAGCUUGUUGAAGAAAACUAGAUGUGAAACUAUUUAAGCAACGGUUUGAAGUGUAGAGAAACCAAUAAGAUUUGAACCUGCUCUUGAAUGAUAUCAGAACUUUAUCUUUGUAUUUCAUGAGGGGAUAUGAAUGGGGACGAAUCUGCAGAGAUGUUCCUUUAUUCUCGGUUACCUUAGCUUUAGUUUUCUGCCAUUAUUUAUUUCACCUGCCCCUGUUCAGACUCUGUUGUGUUUUUGUCUGUUUGCUAGAAUGUUGUUGACUUAUUAGCUAAUUUAACGAUCAGGGUUGUUCUGUUACUCGUUUAUUUAUUGUGAUCAGAGGCUCUUCUCCAUUUGGAUGCUCUUUAUGCUUCCAGAUCAACACAAGUGUACAUUUCUCCUAAUUUCAGUCAGACUGAAGAAUAAUGACCAAAGUCUGUCUUCACAUCAUUAUAGUGUCUUCAGUCAAACAGCUAUUAGACAGAACAUCUGAGCCUUACGAAUCUGAAGACAUUUUCCCCAGUUUUGACCAACAGUUUGUUUUUUGUGUUUAUGAAUCUGUUCACUUGCAUCUUUUCCUGAUAAUAAAGUCUUUUACGCGCAUGUACAUCUCUGCAUAUACACAAAAAUAGUGAUGAGUGUGUGCAAAACAUGUAAAAAUAAAGAAAAAUGAUUUGUAAUUCUA
Molecule: messenger RNA, 4634 nt
Organism: Carassius auratus (goldfish)
Lineage: Eukaryota; Metazoa; Chordata; Actinopteri; Cypriniformes; Cyprinidae
Gene: acsl6
Product: acyl-CoA synthetase long chain family member 6
Exons: 21
Coding region: 1266-3428 (720 amino acids)
Biological process (GO): long-chain fatty acid metabolic process
Cellular component (GO): endoplasmic reticulum; membrane
Molecular function (GO): long-chain fatty acid-CoA ligase activity
Source: RefSeq, a predicted model, not a curated record